AUGUGCGGCUGGGGUAAUCAUACCUGCACCAGCGUUGCAGAAGCUGGAGAGCUGGAGAACGCGAAGAGCAGCGACUGGAAGAGGAAAAGAAAGGGGACAAGAAUGUUCCAAAAGCUCCGAACCCCAAGUGGGGAAAUGAACCCAAGACGACCAAGCGGAAAGCCGAAGAUGCACUGCCAGAAGCAAAGGCAAAGGCGAAGUGGGGAGGAGCGUAUGUCACAGAGGUUGGGAGAAAGUGAAAAGAAGAACGACGAGAAGAUCGACCUCGAAGAGAAGGAUCCGGAAGGAUUUCCAAAGGAAGAGCUUGAAGAAGCAAGGAAGCGAAGUGAAGUGGAAAAGGCCAUGAAGGCGAAGGCCAAGGCAUCGAAGGAAGCUACUGGAAAGAAGCGAGGAUCAAAGGAUGCCAAGAAGAAAGAGAAGAAAGAGAAGAAGGAGAAAGGACCAAAGAAUGACAAGAAGUGGGGUUUAGGCUGUAGUGUUGACGUGGAACGCAGAGGCAUGCCUCGGCGUUGUUUUUCUUCUGGGUGUUGCUUUUUUCGUGAGUUCACAUGGACAUGCCAGAGGCCUGUAUGUCCCGCCCUGGGUGUCUUUUCUUCGUGGCCACAUGGACAUGCCAGAGGCCUGUUUGUCACGCCCUGCAGGCCUGUAUGUCACACCAUGGGUGUGGUUUUUUCGUGA
This is a messenger RNA of Symbiodinium natans, 678 nucleotides long. The record is from the annotation of a GenBank genome assembly. NCBI's taxonomy places the organism in Eukaryota, Dinophyceae, Suessiales, Symbiodiniaceae.